Molecule: messenger RNA, 582 nt
Organism: Protopolystoma xenopodis
Lineage: Eukaryota; Metazoa; Platyhelminthes; Monogenea; Polystomatidea; Polystomatidae
Source: the annotation of a GenBank genome assembly
AUGGAUAUUAAGAACAGGCUAGCCUCUUCAUCUAUGGCCAAAGAUAUUUAUCAGUUCAAGGCAAAUGACAUCGAUGGAAAUGAAAAAAGCCUUGCCGAUUAUAAGUUUUGUGCUAUUAUUGGUUUGACCGAUAAGAACUAUCGUCAAUUGCAGGAGAUGCACACCUCUCUGCAUGACAAAGGUCUCCGCAUAUUAGCUUUCCCAUGUAAUCAGUUUGGAUCACAGGAGCCUGGAACAAACCUUGAAAUAAAAGAAUUUGCAACAUCCAAAUAUAGUGUUACUUUUGAUAUGUUUGAAAAGAUUAACGUGAAUGGAAAGAGUGCCCAUCCCCUGUUUACCUUCCUUAAGAGAGCUCUGCCUGGAUUUAUAACGAAUGACAUUAAGUGGAAUUUUUCUAAGUUUCUUACUAAUCGAGAUGGUAUUCCCUUCAAGAGAUACUCACCUCAAGAUGAGCCCUUAAGCUUGUUGCCUGAUAUUGAGCAUCUCAUCCAAGGGUUCAAUAUAAACCCUACAAAGAUGUUUAGCCUAUCCAAUGCCCAGAAGGAGGAGUACCUCCGUGUGGCGGCAAAUGCCAUCUCAUGA